GCUGAAGGGUGAACUGGAGCUGGACUUUGUACCCAGGACUGUCACCCCCUUUGGCUCUGGCCUCCUUCACCUUCUCCUCAUCACUAGAUGCUUUCCUCCUCAAUCCAAGGCAGGAAGUUUUCUACAAUGGCAAACCCUUCAGAGACUGGUAAUAUUUCUCACUCGAGACAUUUUUUCCACCCUUAAUGUCAGCUCCAAGUCUUUGGUCUCAUAUUUGCUUGCUUUCUUCUCACCUAAGAAGAAUUAAAAAAAGAGCAGACCUUGAAGGAUGGAGGAGGUUAGAAAAAGAAGAGAUGUAGGAGGGAGUCCUGUAUGCAGCUAAAUAGUAAAGAGCUGGCUGUCUAGCUUUAUUCUGUUGCAAGCACCUCCCAUCCUACCUAAGAAGCUUGGAAUAUGCCCAUUCCUUUGAAUAUAAAAGAACUUGUUUCUUUCUUUUAUAAAAUACAUGGUAUUGCUAAAAUGUGAAUGUUCUAGGAUGGGUAGCUUUUAGUGGAAAGUUAAUUUGAAGAGAGGUACUCAAUGGGAAGAGUCACAAAGCGGGAGAUUGAAACCCCCAAAGCCAAAGCUUCCUACUUAACCAAUUGUAUCUAUAUCUGUCCCUUGAAUAUGCUCUAUUUGAAUGCAGGGGAGAAGACAAAAGGUAGAACAAUUUUUAAUCCAUCCAAACACAACCCUUAUUCACAGCACACACACACCUGGAGCCAAAGCAGUGACAAUCUAAAAACAUGUAGCCCAAAGCUAAGAUCCUUUCAGAUUUCCAGCUUACAUCUUUUCUAAGCAUAGCUUUUCCCUCUUAAUUUUCCUUUGAAAAUACCAAAGUAGCUCCAAAAUUCCCACAUAUGUUCACAUUCCAAACUGCACUCAAGUUUGCCUGGCUCAGGUGUGUGUGUGUGUGUGUGUGUGUGUGUGUAAAUCUGUAUUCACAGCACCUGUCUAGGACCCCCCAGGAGGAACCAAAGUUACAGAGAGCCUAGCGACUGUAACUCCAUCAAAGGGAGCCUGUGGCAUUACUCUCUGUCCAUGAGAGAGUACGCACAGAUCUUUUCUCCUCCUCGUGGUCAGUUUUCUCUUUGUGAUUAGUAAUUGGCUUCUCUUGGUACGCUACAAUCUAUUACAAAAGCCAAACGUUCAGAGGGCGAACUGAAAUGACACAAUUUGGUUAUAAUUUACGUUGGCCCCGGACAUAUAUAUAUUUUUUUUAAUGAUUUGGUCUCUAAGCAACUGAUCUCUUAGCAACAAGAAGCACCUUUAUAAAAGAUGGCACACAAAGAGUGAUUGCCAGAAAGCCGCCCGGUUCUUAAACAGCCGCGCAUCAUUAGCAAAACUCACCAUCUUCAAGAGUCCAAACAUUAGAAGUGACCAGCAGACCCAGAGCUCUAAAUUGCUGUGUCUGAGGCUGAUGAGAGCAAGAUGGUUUUGGAAAUGCUGAAUCCAAUGCACUAUAAUGUCACCAGCAUAGUGCCAGAAGUCAUACAUGUUGGCACCAUGCCGAUUCUGCUGCUCAUGGGCCUUCUUCUCUUGAUUUGGAAUUAUGAGAACACAUCUUCAAUACCAGGUCCUGGAUACUGUAUGGGAAUUGGGCCCCUCAUUUCCCAUGGUAGAUUCCUGUGGAUGGGGAUUGGCAGUGCCUGCAACUACUACAACAAGAUGUAUGGAGAAUUCAUGAGAGUCUGGAUAGGUGGAGAAGAAACACUCAUUAUCAGCAAGUCCUCAAGUAUGUUCCAUGUAAUGAAGCACAGUCACUACAUCUCUCGAUUUGGCAGCAAACUUGGGUUGCAGUGCAUUGGUAUGCAUGAGAAUGGCAUCAUAUUUAACAAUAAUCCAGACGUCUGGAGAGCAGUACGACCUUUUUUUAUGAAAGCUUUGACAGGCCCUGGCCUUGUUCGAAUGGUGGCAGUUUGUGCUGAAUCCAUCAUAAGGCACCUGGACAGACUGGAGGAGGUCACCAAUAUGUCGGGCUACAUUGACGUGUUGACCCUCAUGCGGCGCAUCAUGCUGGACACCUCUAAUAUGCUUUUCUUGGGGAUUCCCUUGGACGAAAGUGCCAUCGUGGAUAAAAUCCAGGGUUAUUUUGAUGCAUGGCAGGCUCUCCUUCUCAAGCCAAACAUCUUCUUUAAGAUUUCUUGGCUAUACAAAAAAUAUGAAAAGCCUGUCAAGGAUUUGAAAGAUGCCAUAAAUAUUUUGGUAGAAGAAAAAAGGCAAAAGGUUUCCACAGCAGAGAAGCUAGAAGACUGUAUGGAUUUUGCCACUGAAUUGAUUUUUGCUGAGAAACGUGGAGAUCUGACAAGAGAGAAUGUGAACCAGUGCAUAUUGGAAAUGCUGAUUGCAGCACCUGACACUAUGUCUGUCACUGUGUACUUCAUGCUGUUCCUCAUUGCAAAUCACCCUAAAGUUGAAGAGGCAAUAAUGAAGGAAAUACAGACUGUUGUUGGUGAAAGAGAGAUAAAGAUUGACGAUGUGCAAAAACUAAAAGUGAUGGAAAACUUCAUUUACGAGAGCCUGCGGUACCAGCCCGUCGUGGACUUGGUGAUGCGCAAAGCCUUACAAGAUGAUGUGAUUGACGGCUACCCCGUGAAAAAGGGAACUAACAUUAUUCUGAAUAUUGGAAGAAUGCAUCGACUCGAGUUUUUCCCCAAGCCUAACGAAUUUACUCUUGAAAAUUUUGAGAAGAAUGUUCCUUACAGGUAUUUUCAGCCAUUUGGCUUUGGGCCCCGCAGCUGUGCAGGAAAGUACAUUGCCAUGGUGAUGAUGAAAGUUGUCCUGGUUACACUUCUGAGGCGAUUCCAUGUGAAGACAUUGCAAGGAAAGUGUGUUGAAAACAUACAGAAGAGAAAUGACUUGUCCUUGCACCCAGAUGAAACAAGUGAUCUGCUAGAAAUGAUUUUUACCCCAAGAAAUUCAGACAAGUGCAUCAAACACUAAAGAAGGUUGUUCAGUGACUACUCUGGAACAUUUCUCAUCAGUAGCUCACAU
Molecule: messenger RNA, 2973 nt
Organism: Ictidomys tridecemlineatus (thirteen-lined ground squirrel)
Lineage: Eukaryota; Metazoa; Chordata; Mammalia; Rodentia; Sciuridae
Source: RefSeq, a predicted model, not a curated record